Molecule: messenger RNA, 840 nt
Organism: Populus trichocarpa (black cottonwood)
Lineage: Eukaryota; Viridiplantae; Streptophyta; Magnoliopsida; Malpighiales; Salicaceae
Exons: 1
Coding region: 207-638 (143 amino acids)
Source: RefSeq, a predicted model, not a curated record
UUACGAGGCAAGAAAAGCACAUAAGAGCAGACAGAUAAAAGUUGGCGAACAAACCUAAAGAAAAAGAAAAGGACACAUGAGAGGGGCCAGGCGGCCAACCUCAAGCAGCUAAGCUAAGAUUAGUAUAUGCCUUCAUUCUGUAAUUACCUUUCCUUUUUGUCUUAAUUUCCAUGAUUUCAUCUUCUUGACGGGAACUGGAAUUUCCCAUGAUUUAUCCAAAGAAGAAGAUGAUGAUGAUGAUGAUGAUUCCAUCCACAUUGUUAAUACAUUUCCUCCUCAUUGCCUCCAUUGCCCUCUUCUCUGCCCCCACCGUCCGAUCAGAUGCCAAUCCAAUCCGAUUACCAACCCUAGACCACAACAACAACAACGAUGAUGAUGAUGAUGCGUGCGGAGAAUGGAGCAGAAGAUCCCCUGUCUCCUCCUGCCCUGUUAAGUGCUUCCGGCCAGACCCAGUUUGUGGCGUGGACGGUGUGACUUACUGGUGUGGAUGUGAUGAUGCACGAUGCGCAGGGACAAAGGUGACCAAGAAGGGUUUCUGUGAGGUUGGAAAUAAUGGGGCUGCUGCUCAAGCUCUGCUUCUUGUUCAUAUUGUUUGGCUCAUUGUUCUUGGUUUCUCCAUCUUGUUUGGAUUAUUUUGAUUCCAAUUCUCGUCUCCUCUUUCUGCUUCUUUUUGUAUAUCUGCACUUGCUCCAUGUUUGAAUAUGAGAGACAGAGCUUUGAGGUGGGUUUUCCCGGCCACUGUAUCGUUUUUUCUCGCCUUUUCUUUUUCUGUGAACAUAUAAUAGGAGUUAAUACACAUUAAUGGCAUGCAUGAACUCAACUCAACUAUUAUAUUUUUCA